UUGAUUUUGACGUGUACCUUGUCGCGUUUGCCUUAUUUACAACAAUUGUAAUUUACAUAAAUAAAAUCGUUUAUACACCAAAAUGUCUAGCGGUCAAUGGGAAGUUGUAGGUAAGAGCAAGAAGUCUCAAAAUGGAAAAGUAAAAACUGUAAAGGAGGACGAUAAGAAGCCAGUUCGCAAUGGGCCGAAGCCUGAAGACGUUGCGCCGCCAACUAAAUCUUACUACGCCGGCAUGGAGAUCGAUGACCCAAAAGCAAACGGAAAGAAGGCGAAUAAAAACAAGAAGAAAGCCGAGCCACCGAAGCCGAAACCGCCGAAAACCAUUGAAGGAGCAUUUGAGGCUAUUGAUGCAACUGAGCUAGCAAAUAUCAUAGCAACCAACAAAAUCCGGUUCAGCAACGCACCCCUAGUCUGGUUGAAAGAGGUUGCCAAUUUCCUCAACUCCAAAACCCAAAUAGAAGUGGAGGACCCAACGUUUUCUGCGCAGGACCCUUUAUAUCCCCUGUCGGUUGUGCCUUUGGAAUUAAAGAGUUCGCUGGAGAAAGUUCUUACAGAUGCGGGGAAGGCCAACACUCAGCUGUUCUUUGAUGUCACUCUCACCGCUUUAGCUAAUGAUAUGAGCAGAGGUCAACUAGUAAAUGGUCACCGUCUGCUCCUUCAAAUGUUAGCACUGGAAUACCCCGAGUUCUGCGUAGCGUCUAUACAAAAAAGUGCGAGCCUUCGCAACUCCUACCAGAAUAGACCCCCUAUUGGACUAUCCCUUCUGUGGGCGUUCGGGCAGGGUGGGUUCAGUGAUUUCGCAGUUGGUUUGAAAGCGUGGCAAGAACUAUUCCUUCCAAUAAUAGAAUUAAAGAAUUAUUCUAAGUACGUGGUAGGGUAUUUGACCCAGUUGCUAGACAGGCACGCGACGAUGGAAGCCACUAAAGUGAGCCAAGAACAAUUGCUGGCCAUGUUCGAUUUGGUGAACAAUAAGAAGGGCCUGUCUAAGGAUUUGUCAAGUGACCUUAUGAAGCAAUUAAGUAAAUAUAAGGAUAUAUACUUCAAUAAGAGCGGCGCCAAACUCCAAGUGACCUUCAACCAGAUAAUAAAGAAACUGCCCAACCAGUAUUUAAGCGGUCCAAACCUGGACCCCUACAACCGAGUGCUAGUCGAAAGUCUAGUAGACUGUCUACAACGGGACGAUUCCUGUAACGCUACGUGGCGACAACUGUUCCAUCGGUGUCCUAAACAGUCUGCCACCCUUCUCGAUUACAUAGAUACUAAUUGGGCAGAAAUCAGUCCAAAGCUAAAGCACAAAUCCUUGAAAAUAACAGUAACUCAGUACAAAGAGAUUAGUGUUGAAACAUUGAAAGGAAAGAAAAAGGAUGAAACUGUUUCGAAGACCAAUAAAAUAUGCCAGGAUAUUCUAGACAGAAUGACAAGCACUAGAAGAUUCCCUUGGCUGUGGGCGAGCUUCAUCCUACUGCUGGGCAUCGCUGGACUGAUUGCCUAUGAUGUCUCCACAGUUAACGGAAACUUCCCAAAGAGCACAACCGGCCGGCUACUCAACGACCUAGGCAUCCUCGAGCAAAGCCAGCGGGCGUGGCAGAAGUCCCUAUCCACCUCCGCUAGAGGCUACCUCUGGCUCGAAACCAACACCCCCAUCUACUACGCCCAAGCGGCCGAAAUAGCCAAACCCUACGGACAACUCUCCAGAGACGCCUUCACAGUCGGAGUUAAAAAAGCUGGUAUACUCUACAACAACAUAAAGGACUACGUCAUUGAGAAGACUCCAGUGGUAGUCGCCACGAUCGAACAUUAUGUACCUGGAUUGGUCGAUAGUGUGGUUGGUUACACUACAAGGUAUGAAGUUGUAAAGAAGUAUUCAAUCGAGUACUACACGUUCACUUCGGAGUAUUUGAAGACCAAAAUUUUUGUAGGCGAAUGGGCCCCCGAAGUGCUCCAGAACAAAACGCAGAGCGCCCUCAACGUGACCCGAUUCCACGUGUCCUCAUACUUCCACUGGUUCCGAACACAAGUUGACGUCUACUCCGAGAUACCUUGAAGACUGUUCCGGUGUACGUGCUAAACCAUCAUGUGUGGAGGGGUCUUACUGUUCUAAGUUAGUCUGAAUCUCUGUCAAUUGUUUUGAGUCUAUCAUUUUAGGGGCAAUUUUAUACAGCGUGUAAAUAUACUACGGGCGAAUAUUUUUGUGAAAAGGAUUUCGGCCAGCAAUGUAAUGCACGUUAAACGUUAGUUGACGGUUACUUUGCAAUGUUAAUGUAUUCGAAACCAUGUUUAAGGUACACAGCUGCUCGGAAAAUUUUCAAUAAUUAAUUAUGGGGUGAAAAAUGUGAAAAUUGAGACUAACUUUAAAACACCUCUUAAUUAAUGGUAACACUAAAGGUUUAAAAGUUUAAGGAUUACACGCUGUAUAUGGCCUGCACACACUUUGUACAAAAUUGCUAACGUAAAAUAGAACAUGACUGCUAUGCCAGCGUCAAUCCGACAUAUACUAUGACGUCUUCUUAAUUUGUGAGUGUGUUUAGUAAAACGUCCCACUUUGUCGGUUACUAUUAAGGCGAGAUUUACUUGUAUCUUUGUAUGAAUCAACUGUCAAAGCGGCUUUAGAGCAAUCAACAAAGUGGGACGUUUUUACGUGCAUACUCACUUUUAUUCUCGCUCGCACUUAUACGCUGAGUAUGAGCGAGAUGAGUGAGUGAGAAUAUUCUCUAAUUUUAAUGAAACGUCCAUCUUGUGUCCACUUUUCCGAAUUGCAUAUCACAUCAGUGAAUGAAAAAGUAGCCCAAUAUUUUUCCUUAGUAUUACAUUUUAAUAGUGAGACACCAGCACAAAGUAUCUUUUAAGUUUUUACUCAAUGCAACCCUUCAGACACACAUGUUACUGUACAUUUUAUUUAUAAACGCCCCUCUACAAUAUAGACAUGUUAAAAUUUUAAAUCGAGUACAAUAGUUUUCGAAAAACGUUCGAACAAAAUUCAUUAUUCUUCUAAAAUCAUCAUUGAACAGCGUCCAUGACAUUUAAAUCAUAUUUGUAUGCAUUUCCUGUUUUUGAUGAAAUUCAACAUUCCUAAUGCAUUUUUAAAUUAUUAUUCCAAUUUUAACACAAGUCGUUUGACUGAACAGUUUUAACUAAUCAUCGAAUUCGCAUAGUGUUGCAUACUUUUUUAAAUCUUUCAUUAAGAUUUGCCGAUUGACCCUUGGAACUCGAAAAUUGAAUUAUUAUGUAUAUUAGUAUAUAAAAAGUCAUCUUCAAGGUUAGUUCCCACUAGCUGAAACGUCAAUGUUAAGUUGAGAGACAACCUAGUGUGAAAUAUACGUAUUGAAUUUGCCGAUAUUUAUUUUACAUUGCUGAUCACAAAUAUAUUAUGUUACUAAAUAUCGAUGAGGUAAAGUAAUCAUUAAUUUAAAUAAGAAUGUAUAAUAAGUCAAAAUUAUUUUCAUCAUUUUGUUCUUGACCACUCUGAUACACUUGUAUUUUUGUGUUUAAAAAAAUAAGUUGAUUUUUUGCAUGUUUUUCUAGCUAGGUCACAUUGAAAUCUAAAUUUCACUCCAUCUAUAAAUAUUUUGAUUCUGACACAUUUUUAAAGGUCCAAAACAAAACAAUGAAAAUAAUUUUGACCCAAUCAAAUGUAAAGUUCUUCGGGUAAAGGCCCAAACGUUGGCACCAGCCAGGGCCACACCGACCGAGCAGCCUCGCGCGCGCACGUUUGUCUCGCCCGAGCCAAUUUGCUCGGCAAGAUGGCGGCCCUCAGUCAGCUGUUCAAAAUAGUUCCUAUUUGAGCGACAUAAUGCCGACUGUUGUAACAAGAUGCCUUCACCUAUGGAACGUUACAAAUUGGUACCAAAUUGGCGGUCUAUGCAAGAUUUCUAAAUUUAUGACAAUUUGCUAGUGCUAGUUUUAUAGUGGGUAUAUUUAUUUGUGUUAAUCGUGUGUUGAACUUAUACACUAGGACACUUCUAUGUGUCUUAAACUGUGGAUGUAAUAUGUAAUGAAUGUGCCGUUUACACUGAAAAUUAUUUUAAUUUAUAUUCUCUGUAAAACGCUGUAGAUCAGUACUUGUUAUUUAGAUUGAUGUAUGUUGAAUGUUCUUUUUAAACUUACCUUUAUGGGUUGGCAGUGUUCUCACAAAUAGAAUAAGAUUAGGGUACCCUUUAAAGUGGGUCUACUGAACGCCGUAGAACCUUACAUCAAAUAUUUUACUUUUAAAUUAAUGAAACAUAUUUCAGUUAUUUUAAAAUGCCAACCUACUCUGAGAACAUUUUAAUAACACAUGGCCAAAAACGUAUCAUAAAAAUACUAUAUCGAAAUAUUUUCUCUAAUUUUUUUGAAAUAGCUGUUAGGGCCUCCCCACACUAGAGUACUUUGAGCGGCGGCGUGAGUCAGCGCUACUACACAAUUGCACCAUUCAAUGUUGCGUCGAGUAGUAAUCAUAGAGUUGAGAAACCGAUACUCUGGAGACGCUGGUGUGGAGUGACCCUUGAAGUGCUUACAUACGACCGUACCUCACCAAGGUCAUACGCAUACUUUCCUGUAAGUGGGAGCGAGGAAGAGUUAUUUUCUUUUCGCUCUCACUUUCGUGAUAUUUCAAGGUCGAGGCGUUUGUUAGCUACUGUCUAGUGUCAAGUCACAACUUCUUUUGGAAACUUUAGUUUGGCCAUAGCCGCAUCAGUUAGUAUAAAUGUUGUGCUGUAUGAAAUUACUUUAAGGAGUCACAAUAAAAAUAUUGUUAGUGAUUUUU
This is a messenger RNA of Leguminivora glycinivorella, 4741 nucleotides long. RefSeq names its product transmembrane protein 214 (gene Tmem214). Lineage: Eukaryota; Metazoa; Arthropoda; Insecta; Lepidoptera; Tortricidae. The record is from RefSeq and is a predicted model, not a curated record. Gene Ontology annotation, cellular component: Golgi apparatus; endoplasmic reticulum.